AUGUCCUCUACUCUGGGUGAUUAUCAACUCGCCAACGCGGCUGCGGGCUUUUCAUUGGGAUUCGGGUUCCUUACAGCUUGGGAGGCUAUCAAACAGACCCGAAGGCUCAUUAACCCAUGGCGAUCGGUGUUUAUCUUCAUGGUCUGGGGUGAGCUCGUUUCCAAUCUGGCAAUCACGAUCCUGGUUUGGUUGUUCAUGAACCAUUACCUUUCACCAAGCAUUCCAACAUAUUUUUUUGUCCUAUUCUUUUGGGCCUUUGAAAUCCAUUGCAUAUUGCAACUCAUCAUCAAUCGCCUCAGCGUUGUCGUUUCAGACCAGAUCACUGCUUCUCGGGUCAAGUGGAGUGUCGCCGCCAUUAUUACCUUGGUGAACAUUGGUGUCUUUUCGAUUUUCAUCCCGGCGCACCUCACCCCACCGCCUAGCAAGAUUUUUGUGGUGAUCAACAAGUACUGGGACAAAGCGACUAAAUUUAUCAUUCUCUUCAUCGAUGCUGGCCUGAACCUGUACUUUCUACACACGGUCAAUGCACGCCUUGUGCGGAACAUCGGACUCACAAAGUACCGAAGUCUCGUUUUGUUCAAUAUGAGACUGAUGGUGGUUUCGAUCUUAAUGGACUGUAUGAUCAUCGGCAUGAUGUUCUUCCACAACCAGCUUGUCUUUAUGUCAUUUCAUCCGGUCGCCUACACCGUUAAGUUGAACAUCGAGCUAAGCAUGGCAAGCUUAAUCCGCAAGAUUGCGACCUCACAUGAGAAUGACUUUCAGGGUGACCAGUCUUACUCAUAUUCGAUGCACUCGAUAGGGGCACAAGACCCCGCUCCGCUAAACAGAUCUCAAUCGACUACUUUUCGAACCGGAACAACAUCGUCUAUCAUAGGUGGUCCUAGUAGCCCCAUUAAAGACAGAAAACUUAGUGACGACGAGAGGCGCAUUGUUAUAACGGAGGAAUAUGAAGUGUGCAGAGUUUAG
Molecule: messenger RNA, 966 nt
Organism: Exophiala aquamarina CBS 119918
Lineage: Eukaryota; Fungi; Ascomycota; Eurotiomycetes; Chaetothyriales; Herpotrichiellaceae
Exons: 6
Coding region: 1-966 (321 amino acids)
Source: RefSeq, a predicted model, not a curated record